Bufo gargarizans (Asiatic toad) is the source of this 1673-nucleotide messenger RNA. RefSeq names its product distal-less homeobox 1 (gene DLX1). Gene Ontology annotation, molecular function: RNA polymerase II cis-regulatory region sequence-specific DNA binding; DNA-binding transcription factor activity, RNA polymerase II-specific. Lineage: Eukaryota; Metazoa; Chordata; Amphibia; Anura; Bufonidae. The coding region runs from base 1 to 756 and encodes 251 amino acids. The record is from RefSeq and is a predicted model, not a curated record. Gene Ontology annotation, biological process: cell differentiation; embryo development; negative regulation of transcription by RNA polymerase II. The transcript has 3 exons.
AUGACCAUGACUACUAUGCCAGAAAGUCUUAACAGCCCGGUGUCAGGGAAGGCGGUGUUCAUGGAGUUUGGGCCACCGAACCAGCAGAUGCCACCUUCCCCUAUGUCCCAUGGACACUACUCCAUGCACUGCCUGCACUCCCAGCACGACAGCUCGUACAGCGGAGCCUCGUCCUUCUCCAGACCAUUGGGUUACCCAUAUGUGAACUCGGUGAGCAGCCAUUCCUCUAACCCCUACAUCAGUACCGUGCAGCCCUACCCCAACAGCACCAGCCUCAGCCAGACCCGCUUAGAGGAGACAGGGGCAGAUACAGAGAAGAGCACGGUGGUGGAAGGUGGAGAGGUUCGCUUCAAUGGCAAAGGGAAAAAGAUCCGCAAACCCAGGACUAUCUACUCCAGUCUCCAGCUGCAGGCACUGAAUAGGCGCUUCCAGCAGACCCAGUACCUGGCACUACCAGAGAGAGCAGAGCUGGCAGCUUCCCUGGGACUCACCCAGACACAGGUAAAAAUCUGGUUUCAAAACAAGAGAUCCAAAUUCAAGAAGCUGAUGAAGCAGGGAGGUUCAGCACUGGAGAGCAGCGGGUUAUCUAAUGGUCGGUCACUAUCUGCCGGGUCCCCUCCUGUCCCCCCAGUAUGGAACACCCCUACAUCUUCUGGGAAGAACACCUCUGGGACCCCAGCUGCUUACAUACCCAGCUACACUUCUUGGUACCCAUCAGCACACCAAGAAGCCAUGCAGCAGCCCCAGCUCAUGUGAUGGUGACCGCAGCCAGACCUCCCUUGGUGGACCCCAGAAUAAAACUGCAUACAUGACAAGAUACUAUAAUACACAUAGAGGAGAAGCUCUGUGCCUUGACAAGCCUGAUGAUGAUGGUGACUUCAUGUGUGGAGCACAGAUAUGCACCAAUGUGAUGGGGGCUGGUACCCAACUGUUGACACCUGGCAGAGCUGCCUCUACUCAUCCUACCACCAGGCACUUGGCAGCCUGGAGAGAGGAAUACAUGAUAUACUCUGUGGACAUGUGGAAGCAGAGAUGCUUGUAAUGGGGGGAACAGUAACAAGGACCCUCUUGUCUGUCUUUGUCUUGGCUAAUCUGUGCUCAUCUACCCAUCCUCUGUCCUCCAGCAACCAGCACAUCCCCCUGUAGGAUCCUGUCUCCAGAGCCUAAGUUUCUGAUGGAUUGGUAAAAAAAAAAUAGUAUUUAUUUAAAAUAAAUAAUUUUUUUUAGUUGCUACUUUUGUAUACACCUGUAUACAUGUAAUCAUGAAGAGGUUGGCUCACUUUCUGUACAUUUUCUACAAUUCUCAGUGUGUAGGUGACACUGUGUUCUGUGCACAGUCUAGGCCCAGCAAGUUCUGCCCACCAGGACCAUUGGCACAAGGCAGGACAAGGUUCCUUCUCUGACCAGAUCCCAUUAAUGCCAGUUACAAUGUUUCAUUUCCUUGUUUCUAAUUCUCUAAACAAAUUGCAGAUGUUAACCCCUCACACGCUGACUCUCCUAGAGGCGACCACAUACUGCAGAGCAGUAUGUUGCUGGAUUCCAGAGAGGGGGGUUACUAUGUGCAAUGUGAACCUCCCCUCCCCCCGUUCCCUUGUACAUAAUGUUAUUAGUGUUCUGUAAAGUUGUUUGCACAGAUUUUUCUGCCCUCUCUGUUUUUAUUUUUUAUUUUAUUU